AUGGCUGAAGAAGCAGCAUUCGAUUUUCUUUCUAUAUCCUCAUGUAGAAAUAAUAAUAUUAUUAUUAGUUAUUGGAUUGAGUUGGUGCUAUACAAUGUUAUUUGGUACUCAAUAAUAUUUUUUGGGUUAAACCUUUCUUUAAGUUACUUAAACUAGUAUCUACUUUUAAGUGGGUUAGAUAUUAGCAGCCACUUACUGUACUUGGAAAUUAUAUAAAUAAUCAAAAGCUGGAAUUUAACAGGAUUACGAUAUCUAUAUAAAAACUGUAAUUAGUUUAGGAUUUUGGUUACUUGUUUUCGAAAUUCUUUUAUUUGAGGAUAUACCCUUCAUAAUCUUAGUUUUUAUAAAUUUCUUUAUUGGUGCAGGUUUAGGAGGAUUAUAUUCUGUACUAUUAGAAGCCUUAAUGGAAAAGCAUUUCCCAGUACAAGAAUUGGCUAUUGGAUCUAUUUUCGCUGCAGUUGCUGGUGUAAUAAUUUAUAUUUAUAUAGACUGUCGCAAUAACUAUAACAAUGAUAUUAGUCAUUCCUUAAUUUCUUGAGUAUGGAUUUUAAAUUUCUUGUUAUCUAAUGAUCAUACCAUUUUGUUAUAUUGCUGUCUUUUAUAAAACUAAAUUUAAAAGAUUUGAGGCUGAGGCUUGA
Molecule: messenger RNA, 638 nt
Organism: Paramecium sonneborni
Lineage: Eukaryota; Ciliophora; Oligohymenophorea; Peniculida; Parameciidae
Source: the annotation of a GenBank genome assembly